AUGACAAACGGCAAACGAAAGUAUGUGGGGCACCUAAAGGACUACUGCGUCAACAGCACCUUGGCCGGGUUCAGUUAUAUAGCAAACAGCAAUCUUCAUAUUAUAGAGCGAGUAUUCUGGUUGAUAUGUGUUUUGUUAUCAGCUAUGGGGUCGUAUGUACUGAUCAGCCAGUUUGAAAGUGAAUUCAAUAGCCGCGCCGUUAGCAUUGUGCUGGAAAGUUUACCUUGGACGCGUAGUUUUCAAUUUCCAACAAUUGCUGUUUGUGAAUUGCAGAAUAAGAAGACCCUGCCAGAAGGGGUAGAAGACUAUGUGGAGUCGUUAGUACCAGAUGGAGCAAAGUAUAACGAUGGCGUGGAAGACUUUAUGUCUAGCCUUGUAUUUGCACAUGCGUAUAUAGAAGGUAAAAUAAAUUCUUGGUGUACAAAAGAAUGCCAGAAUAGCGACAACUGUGCAAAAUGUCCUGAAACGGGCUGGCGCAUGUUGCAUGAAAGGUUCAGAACCAAUUGCAGUGACUUUUUCGUAUCAUGUGAGUUAUCCCUCAAACCGUUCGAAUGCUGUGCCUACUUCUUGCCACUAAUCACGCCACACGGAAACUGCUUUAUGUUAAAUUCACUCCUUAACAAUAAAAGAGGAAGUCCUACGUGGUUCAAUAACAAAGUUGAUCCCAUGACGGGUGUCGCCAAAUUAAAAGUGGUUACAAAGAAGGAAAUACAGUUGUCGGUUCUCAAUGAAGAAGAUCUCCCCCAAAACGAAUUGGCUAGCUUCAAAGUUAGUGCCAGGCUAGGUCAGGAAAGAAUAUUUCAAAUUUUUAUGCAUACUACAGGCAAUGAUGCCGGCGUAAGAGAAAUACCGCCCGAGUACAGGAAUUGUCGUUUUCCCGAUGAACUUAUUGCAAACUCUGCGUACAGAGCGUACAGCAUCAGCACCUGCUUCUUCGAUUGUCUUCGAUUUUACCAAAUGAAAAUAUGCAAUUGCUCUUCAUUCUAUUUGAUGCCGGAGCCCAUGGCCAAGGUUCCCGAUUGUGACCUGGAAGGAUUUCGAUGCCUAAAUGAAUACCAUUCUAUCCGCCCGGCCACCCAAAGUUUGCUCCCCUGGUCUAACAGCAGCUACUCAUGUCACUGCAUGCCAUCAUGUAAUGAAAUCGACUUCAAAAGGGUGUACGAAAACGAAGUUCAGUUGCGUACAUCAGCUUCCUAUGCAACAAUAACGGUCAACAUACCAGAAUUGUCGACGGAACGCUUUCGACGCCAAGCGAUGAGAACACGCUUGGACAUUGUGGUUACAAUCGGUGGCAUUUUGGGGUUAUUUCUGGGUGCCAGCAUUCUGAGCGGCAUUGAGCUUGUUUAUUACUUCACCUUACGUUGGUGGAAUAACUAAAGCUUGCCGGAACUUCAAAUGGGUUAAC
Molecule: messenger RNA, 1405 nt
Organism: Stomoxys calcitrans (stable fly)
Lineage: Eukaryota; Metazoa; Arthropoda; Insecta; Diptera; Muscidae
Gene: ppk15
Product: acid-sensing ion channel 1
Exons: 7
Coding region: 1-1377 (458 amino acids)
Biological process (GO): sodium ion transmembrane transport
Cellular component (GO): membrane
Molecular function (GO): ligand-gated sodium channel activity
Source: RefSeq, a predicted model, not a curated record